This is a messenger RNA of Aureobasidium musti, 1485 nucleotides long. NCBI's taxonomy places the organism in Eukaryota, Fungi, Ascomycota, Dothideomycetes, Dothideales, Saccotheciaceae. The record is from the annotation of a GenBank genome assembly.
AUGGCUUCCACCACUGCUCUUCCCGCACAGAGGGCUCCCGUCCAGCGCACUGUCACCGACUACUCGGUCGCCAGUUCGUCUGCUCCCUCGCAGGUCGUCUCUCCUGCCGACUCUCCUCGCAACUCUCCCUCGACCAGCUCCCUGACUUCGCUUGAUUCCGUCGAUGAGCCCCUCAAGAACCAGCGCGGUACCUUGAUCGACACCUACGGCAACGAGUUCAAGAUCCCCGACUACACCAUCAAGCAGAUCCGUGAAGCUAUCCCUGCUCACUGCUUCGAGCGUUCUGCUGCCACUGGCUUCUACUACAUCGCCCGCGACAUUGUCUGCAUCGCUACUACCUUCCUCCUCGCACACAACUUUGUCACUCCCGAGUACAUUCCUUCAACCCCUGUCAGAGCUGGCCUCUGGGCCCUCUACACCGUCCUCCAGGGUUUGUUCGGUACUGGUCUCUGGGUCAUUGCCCACGAGUGUGGUCACCAGGCCUUCUCUCCUUCCAAGACUCUUAACGACACCGUUGGCUGGGUCCUCCACUCUGCUCUUCUCGUCCCUUACUUCUCAUGGAAGAUUUCCCAUGGCAAGCACCACAAGGCCACUGGUAACAUGGAGCGUGACAUGGUCUUCCUUCCCAAGACCCGUGAAGUCUACGCUUCCAGAGUUGGCCACGCUAUCCACGAGCUUUCUGAGCUGAUGGAGGAGACCCCCAUUGCUACCGCUACCCACAUGGUUCUGCAGCAGCUCUUCGGCUGGCCUCUGUAUCUCAUCACCAACGUCACUGGCCACGUCAACCACCACAAGCAGACCGAGGGUAAGGGUGAGGGCAAGCGCAACGGCUGGUUCGGUGGUGUCAACCACUUCAACCCUUCCAGCCCUCUGUACGAGCGCAAGGACGAGAAGCUGAUCCUCCUCUCUGACGUCGGUCUUGCUCUUACCUGCACUGCUCUCUACUUCAUCUACCAGAACUUCGGCUUCCAGAACCUUCUCGUUUGGUACCUCCUUNNCCCUUACCUUUGGGUCAACCACUGGCUCGUUGCCAUCACCUACCUCCAGCACACCGACCCUUCGCUUCCUCACUACGACGCCAACACCUGGACCUUCACUCGCGGAGCUGCUGCCACUAUCGACCGCGAGUUCGGUUUUAUCGGCCGCAAUCUCCUCCACGGUAUCAUUGAGACACACGUCCUCCACCACUACAUCUCGACCAUUCCUUUCUACCACGCUGACGAGGCCACCGAGGCUAUCAAGCCCAUCAUGGGUCAGCACUACCGCGCCGAUGUCAAGGAUGGCCCCGUUGGCUUCCUCAAGGCUAUGUACAACAGCGCCAGAUGGUGCCAGUGGGUCGAGCCUUCCGAGGGUGCUCAGGGUGAGGGCAAGGGUGUUCUCUUCUUCAGAAACCGCAACGGUCUCGGUGUUCCUCCUACCAAGCUGUCUGCUCCUGGCGCCACCAAGUCUGGCAUGACCCUUGGCAGUGACAGCGACAACGAGUAG